UUCUGCCCCGGUCCCUGCGCUCCGCCGGAGUUGGGUGGGUCUCGGCGGCCGCGGAGACCGUGACAGUGACAGGGGGAAGGGAUGGCCAUGGCGAUGUCGGACAGUGGGGCGAGUCGCCUGCGGCGACAGCUGGAAUCGAGCGGCUUCGAAGCGCAGCUGUACGUGAAACAGCUGUCGCAGCAGUCGGACGGAGACCGGGACCUGCAGGAGCACCGGCAGCGGAUCCAGGCGCUGGCCGAAGAAACGGCUCAGAACCUGAAGCGCAAUGUGUACCAGAACUACCGGCAGUUUAUCGAGACGGCGCGCGAGAUCUCCUACCUGGAGAGCGAGAUGUACCAGCUCAGCCACCUGCUCACGGAGCAGAAGAGCAGCCUCGAGAGCAUCCCGCUCACCCUGCUGCCGGCCGCCGCCGCCGCCGCGGGAGCCGCCGCCGCCGCCGGGGCCGAGGAGGGCGGCGGCGGCGGCGGCCCCGGAGGCCGAGAGCACUUUCGGGGCUCGGCCGGCUUCUUCCCGGGCCACGCGGGCGCCGCCCGGGACGGCCAGAGUGCCGGGGAGGAGGGCAAGCAGCGGACGCUGACCACCUUGCUGGAGAAAGUGGAGGGCUGCAGGCACCUGCUGGAGACCCCCGGGCAGUACCUGGUGUACAACGGAGAUUUGGUGGAGUACGAGGCGGACCACAUGGCUCAGCUGCAGCGGGUACACGGCUUCCUCAUGAACGACUGUCUGCUGGUGGCCACCUGGCUGCCCCAGCGCAGGGGCAUGUACCGGUACAAUGCCCUCUAUCCCCUGGACAGACUGGCCGUGGUCAACGUCAAGGAUAACCCGCCCAUGAAGGACAUGUUCAAGCUGCUGAUGUUCCCCGAGAGCCGAAUCUUUCAGGCAGAGAAUGCUAAGAUCAAAAGGGAGUGGCUGGAAGUGCUGGAGGAAACCAAAAGGGCCCUGGGUGAAAAAAGGCGCAGGGAGCAGGAGGAGGCGGCCGCCCCCCGGGGCCCGCCCCAUGUUUCUUCCCAGGCCACCAACCCUUUUGAGGAGGAGGAUGAGGAGGAGGAGCCUACUUCCCCGGAAGUUGAGGAGAAAGUGGACUUGUCCAUGGAGUGGAUCCAGGAGUUGCCCGAGGACCUGGACGUCUGUAUUGCCCAGAGGGACUUUGAAGGGGCAGUAGACUUGUUGGAUAAACUGAACCACUAUCUGGAGGGCAAGCCAUGCCCGCCUCCUGUUAAGGAGUUGAGGGCCAAAGUGGACGAGCGGGUCAGGCAACUCACUGAAGUGCUAGUCUUUGAGCUUUCCCCGGAUCGUUCUCUACGCGGGGGUCCUAAGGCCACUCGAAGGGCAGUUUCUCAGUUAAUACGACUUGGGCAGUGCACCAAGGCUUGUGAGCUGUUUUUGAGAAAUAGGGCAGCCGCUGUGCACACCGCCAUUCGGCAGCUUCGAAUUGAAGGUGCCACUUUACUUUACAUUCAUAAGUUAUGUCACGUCUUCUUCACCAGCCUCCUUGAGACUGCCAGGGAGUUUGAGACUGAUUUUGCAGGUACCAACAGUGGUUGCUACUCUGCCUUUGUGGUUUGGGCCCGUUCGGCCAUGGGCAUGUUUGUGGAUGCUUUUAGCAAGCAGGUGUUUGACAGCAAAGAGAGCUUGUCUACAGCAGCCGAGUGUGUGAAGGUGGCUAAGGAACAUUGCCAGCAGUUGGGUGAUAUUGGCUUAGACCUUACAUUCAUCAUCCAUGCUCUCUUGGUGAAGGACAUCCAAGGGGCUUUGCACAGUUAUAAAGAAAUCAUAAUUGAGGCCACCAAGCACAGAAAUUCUGAGGAAAUGUGGAGAAGGAUGAACCUAAUGACUCCAGAAGCAUUGGGGAAACUCAAAGAAGAAAUGAAAAGCUGUGGGGUGAGCAAUUUUGAACAGUACACAGGGGAUGACUGCUGGGUGAACCUAAGCUACACAGUUGUGGCCUUCACUAAACAAACUAUGGGCUUUUUAGAAGAAGCUCUGAAGUUGUAUUUUCCAGAGCUACACAUGGUGCUUCUAGAGAGUCUGGUGGAAAUAAUUUUGGUUGCAGUUCAGCAUGUGGAUUACAGUCUCCGAUGUGAACAGGACCCAGAAAAGAAAGCCUUUAUCAGACAGAAUGCAUCCUUUCUAUAUGAAACAGUCCUCCCUGUGGUGGAGAAAAGGUUUGAACAAGGUGUAGGGAAACCUGCCAAGCAACUGCAAGACUUGAGGAAUGCAUCUAGACUUAUUCGAGUAAAUCCUGAAAGUACAACUUCAGUAGUCUGAUACACAGUAUUUGUAUUUUUUUCCCCCAGCAAGGUCUGUUUGUCUAUACAGCAUUAACUAGUAUAUUAUUUAUAUAACACAUUAAAAUCUUCUUUAUAUCUCAGAACAUAGUUUAAAAAAUGAAAGUGAAAAAGGUCAUCUCUUUUGUAAGAGUUCAAGAUGAGAAUGUGAAGAGUGGAAAAAAAAAAAGGAUAAAUUUUAUCAAAGCAGUAAAAUCAUUAAGAUAAUUUGAACUCAUUUAAUAUAUUCUUUAAUUAUUUUGAAUCCUUAUAGAUUGUUGGUCAUACCACAGUACUUUACUUCAUGAUCCUAGGGGCCAAAUCACAUUGUAUUAUUAGUGAUAUUUAUUUAUGCAGCACACAGAAAUACCACAUCUAUAAUUACAUGCAAAUCAAACAUAUCAACAUUUUAUUUUCACAUUUUAUAAGUCACUGGAUUACCAGAAGAAUUUUCUGUGUAUCUUCAAAGGUAUAGUGCCAUAGAAAACACUCUUAACCUAAUAUACUUUCUUUUUUAAAAAAGAGUGAUUUAGAUAUUCAUAGACUCAAAAAAUAUUGGCAGCUUUAACCUUAAGGUAAAUUUCAGGCUAAAAUGUUCAGGAAGACAGUUUAAUUUAUUGAAACUGUGAGAACAUGCCAGUCCUUUUAGUAUAUUAGAAGGAAAAGCAUUAAUAAAAAAUAGUUCAGUUAAUUUUGUUAGCACAAUUUGAAUAAACUUAAUUACAUUUAGUUGGUUGCUAUCUUUUAAAAAUCUGCUUUGGAAACAAAAUGCUUGAAAAAUCAGAGUUAUGACUCAUUUGUUUCUUGUUAUUAUUGAACUUUAUCAAUUUUUAUUUCGUUUUCUUUGUGACAUAACAGUGAGGAAUAUUUCACACUAUUAGCUGCUUGAGAGCUCUACUUUAGGAUUUUACACUGUCAGUCUGCAGGUGGGAGGGAAAAGUCUUCAUUAAAAUAUAUCUUUUAGAUUCUAACUUCUUAAUGAAGAAUCAAAAGAAUGAUUAGAAUGUUAUUUCUCAAACACAAAUACUUUUUUGGCCACAUUUACUGAUAUUGAAGAAAGUUGCAUUUGAGUGUUGUAGAAACCACUAGUAAGACUUACUCUUGGUUCAUCUUUAAAAUGAAUGUAAUGUUUUAUCUUAAUUAAAUAACCAAGUGCUUUUAAAGAGUCUUGGGCUUCCAAGACUAUUUUGAUUCACUGUUUCAACUGUCUAAUGGAUAGACAAUAUUCCUUAUGCUCUGACUCCUUUUGUGCCACUCCACUAUAAUUGCAUAGGAUACAGAAAGGGUCAGCACAGGACCAAGGACCACUUAAAUUUUUUUCUUUGAUUAAUGAGUUUCUAUGGCCAAAUGAUUUGCCACCUUGUAACUAGCAUUCUUUCUUUAGACAAUACACUGUCUAUUUUAGGGACUUAAUUUGGUAGAAUCUUCCAAAGUUUAUGCUUUGUUGGCUUAGCCUUU
This is a messenger RNA of Sarcophilus harrisii (Tasmanian devil), 3725 nucleotides long. It is a transcript of the gene EXOC8, whose product is annotated as exocyst complex component 8. The record is from RefSeq and is a predicted model, not a curated record. The coding region runs from base 82 to 2268 and encodes 728 amino acids. The transcript has a single exon. Gene Ontology annotation, cellular component: exocyst. Lineage: Eukaryota; Metazoa; Chordata; Mammalia; Dasyuromorphia; Dasyuridae. Gene Ontology annotation, biological process: intracellular protein localization; exocytosis; Golgi to plasma membrane transport.